UCCUCUCGUUUCCCCACGUCAUCCAACAGUUAGGUUGGGAAAUUGGGAUUCGCUCUCUCAUUUCUUUCACUAAUUUCUUCCUUCAAAGUUCAAACCCUAAUUUCCUUCUCCCCCCAAUUCAAUCCCUCUCUCAAACGGCCUUCCCCUGCCGAUUCGUCCUCAGUUUCCGACGAUUCCGAUCCGUUCGCAUCACAAACUCCUUCUAUUUCCAACUAUGUCAACCUCUCUAUCUGCCGUUCUCGACUAAGAUAAUGGUCGAAGCGUCGAGGUCUUCGUUUCAACCAUUUUAUGGGUCUGAGCAAUGCCGGAGCUUCGCAGGCGAGUCCGCAGAGGCUGCGCUAGGGUAGCCGCCAGGGGAUCGGACUCGGAUUCUCCCCCUCUUCCUCCACCUCCUCUGAAGAAUUACGUGAAGACUCGAGCCGCCGUCGCGAGAGAAGCCGCCGCCGCAGCGAAGGCCUCGCCGAGGCCGCGGAGAAGAGGAAGACUCGCGGGAGCAGGGAAUAGGAGGUCGAAGAAGAGUAGGGUGCUUGUGAUAUCGGAGAGCGACAGGGAGUCCGAAGGUCAAGAGAAUUUUGAAGAAGAAGGAGAAGAAGAAGAAGGAGAAGGAGAAGGGGAAGAAGAAGGAGCACGAAGAGAAGGAUCAGGAAAAGCAGUUAUGGCUGACGAUAGUGGUGGGUUGAGCGCCAAUAAGGCUGCUGGGCAAGAAGACGAGGGCACUACUGUGCCUUUUCCUGAAAAGGUUCAAGUAGGAGGAUCGCCUCUCUACAAGGUAGAGAGAAAGUUGGGUAAAGGAGGGUUUGGUCAGGUGUUUGUUGGUCGUCGUGUUACAGGUGGCAAUGAUCGCACAUCUGGUCCGAGCGCUAUGGAGGUUGCUCUAAAAUUUGAGCACAGGAACAGCAAAGGUUGCAACUAUGGCCCUCCAUAUGAGUGGCAAGUGUACAACGCACUUGGUGGUAGUCAUGGGGUGCCUAAAGUGCACUAUAAAGGAAGAUCCGGUGAUUAUUAUGUUAUGGUUAUGGAUAUGCUAGGACCCAGCUUAUGGGAUGUAUGGAAUUCUUCUGGGCAGGCGAUGUCUGCGGAGAUGGUGGCCUGUAUUGCUGUUGAGUCCUUGUCAAUCCUAGAGAAGAUGCACUCAAGAGGUUAUGUGCAUGGAGAUGUUAAGCCAGAAAACUUUUUACUUGGUCAGUCAUCUACACCACAAGAGAAAAAGUUGUUUCUUGUUGAUCUUGGUCUAGCAACAAAGUGGAAAGACAGCUCUAAUGGGCAGCAUGUUGACUAUGAUCAGCGUCCUGACAUGUUUAGAGGAACUGUUCGAUAUGCUAGCGUUCAUGCUCACUUGGGAAGAACUGCUAGUAGAAGAGACGAUCUUGAAUCUCUUGCAUAUACUCUGAUUUUUCUUCUCCGAGGCAGGCUACCAUGGCAAGGUUAUCAGGGUGAUAACAAAUCAUUCCUAGUUUGCAAGAAAAAGAUGGCAACUUCUCCAGAAAUGUUGUGCUGCUUCUGCCCUCAACCUCUUAAGCAGUUUCUUGAGAUUGUGGUGAAUAUGAAAUUUGAUGAGGAGCCUAACUAUUCGAAGCUAAUAUCUCUGUUUGAAGGUUUGAUAGGAUCAAAUCCAGCUGGUAGGCCACUAAAAAUUGACGGUGCUCAAAAGAUUAUUAGUCAAGUUGGACAAAAGCGUAGUAGAUUGAAUGCUGAUGAAGAAGAUGACGGGCAACCAAGGAAGAAGGUUCGUAUAGGAGUUCCUGCGACACAAUGGAUUUCAGUUUACAAUGCUAGGCUUCCAAUGAAACAGAGGUACCAUUACAAUGUGGCUGAUGCGAGGUUGGCACAACAUGUGGAUAAAGGUGUUGCAGAUGGUCUGCUUAUAAGUUGCGUGUCAUCUUGUUCUAAUCUAUGGGCACUUAUUAUGGAUGCUGGAACUGGUUUUACUAGUCAAGUUUAUGAACUUUCGCCAUUCUUCUUACACAAGGAAUGGAUCAUGGAGCAAUGGGAAAAGAAUUAUUACAUUAGUUCUAUUGCGGGUGCCAACAAUGGAAGCUCGCUUGUUGUGAUGUCUAAAGGAACCCAAUAUUCUCAACAGUCUUACAAAGUAAGUGAUUCCUUUCCCUUCAAGUGGAUCAAUAAGAAAUGGAGAGAAGGGUUUCAUGUGACCUCGAUGGCAACUGCUGGGAGUCGAUGGGGUGUUGUCAUGUCCCGCAAUGCUGGCUUCAGUGAUCAGGUUGUGGAGCUCGAUUUUCUCUAUCCAAGCGAGGGCAUUCAUAGACGUUGGGAUAGUGGUUACCGUAUAACAGCCACAGCUGCAACUUGGGACCAGUCUGCUCUUAUUCUAAGCAUUCCCAGGCGCAAACCUGGGGAUGAAACUCAGGAAACUCUGCGUACUUCGCAGUUUCCGAGCACACAUGUUAAGGAAAAAUGGGCCAAGAAUCUUUAUCUUGCUUGUCUAUGCUAUGGCCGAACUGUAUCUUGAUUCCUUUUGUACUUUUGCGAGGGAUUUGUUUCCAAUAAGAAAAUAUAAAUUUUGUCACUUCUCCCCUCAGUUGGGUUUCUCAUUUCAACAUGUGUAAAAAAAAGGGGGGUUGUAGUCUGUUCGACUUUAGCUGCAGCAGCACACAAAAAGGGAAAAAAAAAGUUUGUAUUUUAGGUUUCAGCUGCAGCAACACAGACGUUUAUUUUAAUUUAUUUUUCUUAAGUUGUAUGUGUCUGAAUUUAAUUAGUUAGUUCCUACAUGCCAACACCUAUAAUCUAUGCCCUUUUUCUUUUUUCUUUC
Molecule: messenger RNA, 2767 nt
Organism: Morus notabilis
Lineage: Eukaryota; Viridiplantae; Streptophyta; Magnoliopsida; Rosales; Moraceae
Product: casein kinase 1-like protein HD16
Exons: 16
Coding region: 302-2467 (721 amino acids)
Biological process (GO): signal transduction; peptidyl-serine phosphorylation; endocytosis
Cellular component (GO): cytoplasm; nucleus
Molecular function (GO): ATP binding; protein serine/threonine kinase activity
Source: RefSeq, a predicted model, not a curated record